AUGGACAUGCUCGGAAUCAAACUCGGGUUCGGAAUCGGAUAUAGACAGGGGAAGCGUGUCUUCAAGGCUGCCCUGCAGAAAGCAAAGGUCAAGACUAAAAAGGUUACACAUUUUGGACGACAAGCAGCUGCCUCAACUGUCUCCCAGUAUGGUUCACACCUGGACGAUGCCAUUCGACGUCAUGGGCAUUGGAACAAAGACAUCAUGUCCAAUGUCUACAUCAAGUCCUUCCCCAUGGGGGCCGUGCGCAUUCUGGCUGGCUUUGAGCCUGAGUCUCGAAGGUCCUUCCACAUCCACCGAGAUGCUGUUCAGCCUCCACCAGAGUUGGUGCAACUUGUGUUCCCAGGGCUCGAUAUGUGGAAGCAGAAGCACAGUGACUCCCACAAUCUCCACGGUGUGCAGCAGACCUACUCAGCCACUGAGUUUCUCAAGGUCAUGGACUAUCUACGCACAGUGUUCCUCCAGGACAGCGUGUUCCUGAUGGAAGCCUGGCCUCACCUGGGUGUAUGGAGCGAUCCACUGUUUCAUACGACGUGCUGGCAGACCUGGGCCACACGUCUGAAGGCCGCAACUGAGCACAGUAUUGCAGAGCGAGCCUCUUUUCGCUCCAUCGACCAUGUAGUACCGCAGUUGGCAGAAGCUCUUCACCAGGUACAGCAAGAUGUUCAAUCAUCACACGCUAAAUUGGAGAGCUCAGUGCUACACAAACUUGACAAGCUGCUGGAGCCUGUCGAGCGCAAGGUUGAACAUGUCAAUGAUCGUCUCGACAAAGUCGACACUGUAUAUGACAUGUUGCGAUCAGGCUUUGUGUUGAGACCUGCUCAGGUUGCAGGUCCAUCGGAGGAGCUACAGUUGGCUGCUCAGUCCGAAAGUCAGGAAGUGACUACGUCUCUGACACCUGCAAACAGUCACCCUAGUGUGUCUGUUGGGACUGCCAUGACUGCAACAGUUGUGCAGCCACCGAAGAGAAAGCAGAGAGACCCUCCCCCACAUGAGUAUCCCUAUCGUUCCAUGGAUAGGAGUGUGACGACUGUUCCCCAACUUUGGAGAGAGUGGACAGAGGGGACCGCAACUCGACUCCCAGUGCAGGAGAUGGAUGAGAGAUAUGGCAGGAAAUGGCUGGAAGACGAGUCGGCAAAGACGUGGCACAAGCGCAGACGCGUCAUCAUCACCUACGUGUCGGACAACCCCGUAUUUGCUGCUGAUGGACCGUGGGCAGCUGUCAAGGCUGUGGAAGACGAGAGAGGCCAUAUGACGUUAGACAAGUUCAGUAAAGAGUUGAGUAAACGAGCAAGAGCCAGGCGACUAUAG
Trichosporon asahii var. asahii CBS 2479 is the source of this 1311-nucleotide messenger RNA. RefSeq names its product short-chain dehydrogenase, putative. The coding region runs from base 1 to 1311 and encodes 436 amino acids. The transcript has 3 exons. The record is from RefSeq and is a predicted model, not a curated record. NCBI's taxonomy places the organism in Eukaryota, Fungi, Basidiomycota, Tremellomycetes, Trichosporonales, Trichosporonaceae. Gene Ontology annotation, molecular function: RNA polymerase II cis-regulatory region sequence-specific DNA binding; DNA-binding transcription factor activity, RNA polymerase II-specific. Gene Ontology annotation, biological process: positive regulation of ribosomal protein gene transcription by RNA polymerase II.